Molecule: messenger RNA, 1659 nt
Organism: Zonotrichia albicollis (white-throated sparrow)
Lineage: Eukaryota; Metazoa; Chordata; Aves; Passeriformes; Passerellidae
Source: RefSeq, a predicted model, not a curated record
AUGAGACCCUCAACCACACCAAUGAUCCUUCCAACCACACCCAUCCAUGCUCCUGGGACCAACUACAGUGGGGCUGUGGGACCACCCCAGCUAUCCUACGCUGUCCUCAAGUUCAUGGAGAGCUUCUGCCUGCUGAGUGCUGCCUGUGGGAUGGUGGGGAACGGCCUGGUCCUGUGGUACCUGGGCUUCCGCAUCCGCAGGAACCACUUCACCGUCUACAUCCUGAACCUGGCGGCCGCCGACUUCGGGUACCUGCUGUGCAUCGCCGUGGAGACCGUNAGCCACGGGCCUGGGGACACUGUGGUGGAGGUGACAGCUCUUUUCCAUCACCCUCCUCCCUUGCACAUCUCACUCCUCCCCACUGAAUCCUUCCCACUGCAGGGAGCUGCUGAGGAGCCACAUGGUCCAGCCCUGGAUUCUCCAAGCACUGACUGCCCAUCCACUCUGACCACAGCCAGGAGCCACACCCCACUGCCUGCCCAGCGUCCAUCCAUGGAGGUGAGCACCAUGUCCUGUGUUUUUAUCUCACCAACUGACACACCUGGUCAGUGUGAGAUCAAUGUCUCCAGCAUGGCCAUGCACAUUGUGAUGCUGCACGUUGGCCUCUGUGGGCUGGCUGGGAACGGGGUGUUCCUCUGGCUCCUGCACAUUAAUGCCAUCACUGACUUCAUAUUCUAUCAGGCCAUCACCGACUUCCUCUUCCUCAUCUUCAUGUUGCCCUCCACCCUGGUAUUCCUUGUGGAGGAGGUUUCCUGCUCGGCUAUAAUGCCCUCAAUGUAUAUGAGCUUGCUUUUCCAGCUGUCACUGUUCACCUACAAUAUAGGGCUGUACCGGCUGACAUUCAUCAGCAUUGAGAGCUGCAGAUCCAUCCUCUGCCUGUUUUUUUGUGGUUUUCAACUUCCUGAGCACCUGCUGAGGGUGGUGAUGAGUGUCUUGUACUGGGCCCUCCUCUUUGUUGUCAUCGCCGUCAAUCCCACGGUGACUUCCCUGUGCCAGUCACGCGAGCAGGAGCAAUGUCGGGUGAUUCUCACUUCCAUGUACGCCCUCAGCCUCUUCCUAUUUGCAGCACCCAUGGUCAUUUCCAGCACAAUCCUCUUCAUUCAUCUCAAGCCUGGCUUACAGCAGCAGCCACUCAAGACGCUUGACAUUGUUAUCUUCCUUGUUGCACUCUUCAAUCUGCCCCUCAGUCUCUGGAAUUUACUGCAGCAGCUUGGUUACACCGUUGUGCCCUCCCAGAUGGUUUUCUUGCUCACCAGCAUCAACAGCAGCAUCAAACCCUUCAUCUGCUUCAUGGUGGGGAGCUGGAAGAGAGACUGCUCCAUGGGGAGCUGCUGGAGGCACUGCUCCAUGGAGAGUUGCAGGAAGCACUCCUCCAUCCAGUCCCUAAGGAAGGCAAUCCACAGGGUGUUUGGGGACCCAGAAGAAAACACUGCCUGUGGAGAUGAACCUUCUGUGGACACAGGGGUCUGAGUCCGUUGAUCGCUUCCACUACACUGCUGAAGGACCCCGGGACAGCGGCUGAGAGAUUCCUUGAGUCUCCUGAUCAAUAAAUACCCACAGGAUCACCCUCCCUGUGCUGCUGCAUCCCCAGCCCCUUUCCUGGCUGCUCUAGGCUCUGAUCCGUGCUUGUGAGGCCUCAGCCUUGAGGAGCAGCCCCGG